Aspergillus campestris IBT 28561 is the source of this 1105-nucleotide messenger RNA. Its product is annotated as orotate phosphoribosyltransferase. Bases 153 to 896 code for a protein of 247 amino acids. The record is from RefSeq and is a predicted model, not a curated record. Gene Ontology annotation, cellular component: cytoplasm. Lineage: Eukaryota; Fungi; Ascomycota; Eurotiomycetes; Eurotiales; Aspergillaceae. Gene Ontology annotation, biological process: pyrimidine nucleotide biosynthetic process; pyrimidine ribonucleoside biosynthetic process; 'de novo' pyrimidine nucleobase biosynthetic process. Gene Ontology annotation, molecular function: orotate phosphoribosyltransferase activity. The transcript has a single exon.
UGAGGUUCUAUCCUGUUUGAUGAUCCCAGCUAUACGCGCCUCCCUACACGCUUUUAUACUCACUAAUACAAUUCCUUUAUCAACCACUCCAAUCCAUUAACAAAUCUCAGCCAUUCAAUAACUUUCUCUCAAAACCAAUCAAUCAAUCCACCAUGUCGUCCGCCACUAUCCCUCCCCCCGCCGCCGAUCAGGACUACAAGCGCACCCUGCUGCCGCUACUCAUGUCCAACAACGUCCUCUCCUUCGGCUCCUACGUGUUGAAAUCCGGCCGCGAAUCCCCCUACUUCUUCACCUCGUCUCUGCUGCACACGGCGCCUCUCCUGCGCGCGACCUCCGCCGCCUACGCCAGCGUCCUGUCCACCCCGCCGUUCGUCACCACCGCCGCCGACGGCAAGACCACCCCCGCCUUCGACAUCAUCUUCGGCCCCGCCUACAAGGGCAUCCCCAUCUCGGCCGCCGUCACCAACGAGCUCGCCGUCCGCGACUCCCUGGCCGGCACCGGCACCUGGGACAACGUCAGCUACUCGUUCAACCGCAAGGAGGCCAAGGCGCACGGCGAGGGCGGCAACAUCGUGGGCGCCCCGCUGAAGGGCAAGCGCAUUGUCAUCGUCGACGACGUCAUCACGGCGGGCACGGCCCUGCGCGAGGCGGUCGAUAUCAUCGAGAAGGAGGGCGGUAUCGUUGCUGGUGUGGUGGUGCUGUUGGAUCGUGAGGAGCGGGUUAGUGACGCUGAGCCGAAGAGUGCUGUGGGUGUUGCGCAGAGGGCGCUGGGUGGGAAUAUCCCCAUCCGGUCGGUUAUUGGGUUGCAUGAUUUGAUUGAGACGCUGGGUGAUAAGAUUGGGGAGGGUGAGGUCCAGCGGUUGAAGGAUUAUCGGGCUCGUUACGGCGCGGAGUAGAUUGCCGUUGCUUUGACUCUUAGAUUGAUAUACAUGACUGAUGGAAUGGUACCGAUAGAUGUCUUUUCCUUUUCUUCUUUUACUCAAUUUUUUCUAGAUAAUAUGUCGGAUGCCUUUCAAUUGAAGAGCACAAGGUGGCUGAUAAGGUAUAUACACCAUGGAUCAAUCACUCAUAGCCAAAGGUCACGGAAUGUUCUUGAUGAACCGAA